AUGUCCAAGGAGAUAAAAAGUGUAUUGCUAAUUGGUGGUGCUGGGUUUUUAGGUCUUCAUUUAAUUCAAGAAUUUUAUGAUGUUAAACCUCAACCAAAGAUCUGUGUAUUUGAUGUCCGUCCAAUACCAGAAAAGUUAAGUAAACAGUUCACAUUUAACCCAAAAGAAAUAGAGUUUUUUAAAGGGGAUCUAACAUCCGAAGAAGAUGUUGCUAAAGCGAUCAAAAGUUCGGGUGCCAAUGUUGUAGUCCAUUCUGCUUCUCCCAUGCACGGGAAUACCCAAGAGGUAUAUGAGAAGGUGAAUGUUGAAGGUACUAGGAAUUUGAUUAAGGUUUCCAAAGCUUGUGGUGUGAAAGCCUUGGUCUAUACUUCCUCGGCUGGUGUUAUUUUUAACGGGCAAGAUAUUCACAAUGCAGACGAGACUUGGCCAAUACCAGAGAUUCCUAUGGAUGGUUACAAUGAGACCAAAGCUAUAGCAGAAGGGAUGGUGUUAAAGGCAAACGAUCCCUCGUGUGGAUUUUUAACAGUUGCCUUAAGGCCAGCUGGUAUUUUUGGGCCUGGCGAUCGUCAAUUGGUCCCAGGGUUGAGGGCAGUUGCCAAGCUUGGUCAAUCUAAAUUUCAAAUUGGCGACAACAAUAACUUGUUUGAUUGGACGUAUGCAGGAAAUGUUGCGAAUGCUCAUGUUUUGGCAGCUAUAAAAUUACUAGACGCAGAGACAAGAAAUGCAGUUUCUGGGGAAACAUUUUUCAUUACAAAUGACACUCCUGCCUAUUUCUGGGCCUUAGCACGUACUGUUUGGAAGGCAGAUGGACACAUUGAUAAGUAUAAUAUUGUUUUGUCCAGACCAGUUGCCAUUGUUGUUGGAUACUUGUCUGAAUUUUUUUCUAAAUUGCUAGGCAAAGAACCAGGUUUAACUCCUUUCAGAGUUAAAAUUGUAUGUGCUUAUCGUUACCAUAAUAUUAGCAAGGCCAAGAGAUUAUUGGGGUAUUAUCCAGUAGUUGGCAUUGAAGAAGGUAUUAAUAGGACUUUGGCCUGGAUGGAUGAAGGCUUGGAUUAA
Molecule: messenger RNA, 1056 nt
Organism: Saccharomycodes ludwigii
Lineage: Eukaryota; Fungi; Ascomycota; Saccharomycetes; Saccharomycodales; Saccharomycodaceae
Gene: ERG26
Product: sterol-4-alpha-carboxylate 3-dehydrogenase (decarboxylating)
Exons: 1
Coding region: 1-1056 (351 amino acids)
Biological process (GO): steroid biosynthetic process
Molecular function (GO): 3-beta-hydroxy-Delta5-steroid dehydrogenase (NAD+) activity
Source: RefSeq, a predicted model, not a curated record